AUGUUAGACGUCAAAGCUUCCCGCUUCUAUACUACGCCGCUCACCACGCCGCCUUCCAAGCUGGACGCCACGCCGACACAGCGCCGCUACCAUUACCUCGACUACCGUCCUCCUGCCGGCGUUCCAGAGAUUGCCACCGUGCUGCUUCUGCAUGGUUUUCCUGACACCUCUUCCGGCUGGCGCAGCGUCAUCGCUCCGCUGAAGCUCGCUGGUUAUCGACUGAUCAUCCCUGACCUUCUCGGAUACGGUCUCACCUCCGCACCACCCACCUCAACUGCCUCUGCCCCUGCUGGGACCCAGCCACGCCUCGCAGAAUACGGUGGCAGGGCCAUCUCGAUCGAUCUCGAUGGUCUUUUGGAUCACGCUCAAGCUGCCAAGGGCUCCGAGUAUGGUGCCGAGAAACUGACGUCCGAUGGCAAGAAGGGCCGCGUCAUUGUGCUCUGCCAUGACUGGGGAUCUUGGCUCGGCUGGAGAUUUGCCCAGUGGUACCCCGACCGAGUCAUGGGCGUCUGUGGCCUCUGCGUUCCAUUCCAGGCCCCGACGUCAAAGGUGAUCCCCAUCGACUCGGUCAUCAAGAACGUCCCCUCGUUUGGCUACCAAAAGUUCUUUUCCGAAGAGAGGAGCACCAAGAUUAUCGAACAGCACCUCGACCGCUUCCUCGCCAUCAUCUACAUGAUCCCUGGCCUCUUCUCGGCUGACUCUGCCAACGAGGAGGAGAUCCGAGACUGGCAUUUGCUCGGCAAGCUGGAGAGGCUGCUCACGAUGCCCGAGUUUGGCGACAUCCCACUCAAGUACCUCGGACGAAGCAUUCUCGACAAGGAACAGCUCGAGGAGUACAUCACCAUGUUCCGCAGCCGCGGUAUGGAGGGUCCGCUCAGCUGGUACAGGACUCGCGAGAUCAACUGGCAAGAAGAUCGCGAGUUGGCGUCCAAGACGCUGCCGGCGUCUUUGCCAGCAUUGCUCAUCUCGCCAAAAGACGACGUCGCCGUGCCCCCUGCGUUGGGAAGGACGAUGAAGAAGCACGUGCCCCAGGUAGAGAUCAUCGAAGUCGCCGGCAGCGGGCACUGGGUGCAGAACGAGACGCCUGGGAUCGUCAUCUCAGAGUUCAAGCAGUGGGUGGAGCGAAGCGUUUUGCCCAACGAGAAGAAGGGCGGAGUGAUCGGCUGGAUCAAGAGUAAGCUUUGA
Molecule: messenger RNA, 1185 nt
Organism: Kalmanozyma brasiliensis GHG001
Lineage: Eukaryota; Fungi; Basidiomycota; Ustilaginomycetes; Ustilaginales
Product: Epoxide hydrolase-like protein
Exons: 1
Coding region: 1-1185 (394 amino acids)
Molecular function (GO): hydrolase activity
Source: RefSeq, a predicted model, not a curated record